AAAUAGUCUACCCCGGUGCGAGGAUCACGAUUCUGGCCCAGCCUGCUUGGUGUGUCAGGUCACCCCCUGCCCCGAAUCCUCAUCCACCCUGUGUAUUGAAGCUAAAUGAUCAACUCCUCUAGGGCCGUGGUUCUCAAAGCCAUAUCACUGGCAAUAUCCGCAACGGCACAUCUCAUGCUCUUACUGACCAUGAGGCUGAAAUGGGAUAUAGUCAAGGGGUUCGUCGUGACGACGUCCCUCUGGUGUGCGUCCUCGGCGAUCCUCUUCAGCGUCGUGGGUGUCAUCACGCAACAACCUCCCCCCGUCACGCCGCCGCAAACCUGGCGAUAUACACAGAAUUUCUACUACGCCAUCUUCGCCGCGGCUCUCUACAUUCUGAUCGGAUUGCUAUUGACGAGCUACGCCGGCAGCGUCCGCCCCGUCCAUCUGAGCCUCAAAGACCGAAGAUCCGUCGAAGACACAAGCAUCAUUCUGCGGGCGUUGACGCUGGCCACUUUCCUGCUCGGAGGCGCCGCCAUAUACACCCCCAUCGAGGGAUGGUCGCUCACGGACGCGCUGUAUUGGGCCGUGUACACCGUGUUAACGGUAGGGAUUGGGAACAUCGCCCCCAAGACCCACCUCGGACGAAGCCUCCUGUUUCCAUACGCCACGGCUGGCAUCACGUCUCUCGGUCUCUUCGUCGCCUCGAUAGCGUCGUUCUCGACCAAGAUGGGAGAACUGCAUCUUCGCUUUGAGCUCGAGCAGGAAGGGAUCCACAUCCAUGAGGUGCCCGCCGAUGUCCUCAAAGGAAAACGGAUCAAGUCCGAAUUCCAUCGCAGACAUCGGUGGGUGGUGUUUAUCUUCUCCGCCGGAGCAUGGCUGCUCCUGUGGCUCGUCAGUGCGCGGAUCUUCCGGGGCUCCGAGAAAGGCCAGGGGUGGACGUACUUCGACUCGCUCUACUUCACGUUUGUCUCGCUGACGACGAUCGGAUACGGCGAUCUCUACCCGACAAGCAAUUUUGGCAAGGCCUUUUUCGUGUUCUGGGCUCUUCUGGCCGUUCCGGUCAUGACGACGCUGGUCGGGGUGAUGGGCCAGCUGGGAUUCCGCACCGUCACCUACUUCGUGCGCCGCCUGGGGAGAUGUUGUCCCGGCAGGCAUGCCGGACGCCGUGUCAAAGCCUUUCUGGGGAGUCGGAGGCUGAACAGGCCGGCACGGCAUCCAUAUCCUGGGAUAUCGCCCAGCUCGGAUGUCAACUUGGACAUCGAGAGCCAGGCCCACAAGGUUCUAGAUGCGACCCAUCCGACCAAAGAAGUACAAGAAUUCCAGACAAAUGAACAGCUGGAAUUUGUCGGGCCUGCGCAGCACACGCUCUCAAUCGGCGAGCAAAUCGAGAAGCUGGUGGACAUCCUCAAGGACGAUGUCAUGCAGGUGGAUCUGCACCGCGAAUGGGCGCGCAUCGUGCCCUUGCUCAGUCUCGAAGGGGGUGAAGAAGACCCCGGGUCCUCGCAGCCCAAACGUCCACGGGGGAGCCAUCAUCGACCGCAGGUGGUGAGGGAGGUGCUGGAUGCCAACCAGUCGGAAAGCGAGCGGAACAAGGAGCUGCUGUGGAUGGUGAAGUUGCUCAUCGAAAAGCUGUGCUCCCAUCUCCGCGAGGAGGUCCGGGGAGGAGAACAAGAAUAA
Molecule: messenger RNA, 1659 nt
Organism: Aspergillus heteromorphus CBS 117.55
Lineage: Eukaryota; Fungi; Ascomycota; Eurotiomycetes; Eurotiales; Aspergillaceae
Product: potassium channel family protein
Exons: 2
Coding region: 106-1659 (517 amino acids)
Biological process (GO): stabilization of membrane potential; potassium ion transmembrane transport
Cellular component (GO): membrane
Molecular function (GO): potassium ion leak channel activity
Source: RefSeq, a predicted model, not a curated record